Molecule: messenger RNA, 3303 nt
Organism: Helianthus annuus (common sunflower)
Lineage: Eukaryota; Viridiplantae; Streptophyta; Magnoliopsida; Asterales; Asteraceae
Product: replication protein A 70 kDa DNA-binding subunit B-like
Exons: 17
Coding region: 1627-3303 (558 amino acids)
Biological process (GO): DNA repair; DNA recombination; DNA replication
Cellular component (GO): nucleus
Molecular function (GO): DNA binding
Source: RefSeq, a predicted model, not a curated record
AUCAUUAUUUUGUGUUUCUUCGUUUCUUUACUUUCUUAAAUUUAUGUUUAUGUUGAAUAAACCCUAAAUAUGAUUGUCAUUGAUAAAUCUGUUGAUUUUGGGGUUUUAAUUUAUGUUUACCUUUACAAAUACGAUGUUUAUGAAUAACCCUAAACCCGAUGCAUGCUGCUGAAUUAUCUUAAUUUAUAUUGUUUUUUCAUUCAUUCAACUUUGUAUCAAACCCUAUUCCCGAUUUGGAUGCUGAAUAACUUUGAAUUCUAUAAUUUUAACUUUUGUAUAUUAAUAUUAUUUGAUUUUUUGAUCUGUAAUUGUUAAUAAUUCUGUGAUUCUGAUUCAACAGUCUAUAUCCGAUUUUGCAUAUAAAAAUGAAUUGAUUUUGGGGGUUUAACAAUUUGUUUUGAAUUAAUAUGUUUAUAUUGGUUUUUCAACUUUAUAUUUUCCUUACUUUUUGUGUUAUAGAACUACUUAUUAAACAGAUUGUAAUGUGUAAUCAGUUUAUUUUUUAUGCUAUCAUAAUAUGAUUAUAUAAUUAGUUGUCAUAAUUUUUUUCCACAUUAUGUUUAUGAAGAUAGUUGUUUACAGAAAUUUAUGUUUGAUUGCAUAAUUUGAUUAUUUUGUUUGUAACUACGUUGAAUGCAUAAUGAUUUAUCUGAUGUCGUUUGUUUAUGUAAACUGUAUUUUAGGUAUUUACUAUGGGUGAUAGUUCAUCAAGUUACAGAGCACCCUGGUUCUGUAGGGAAAUGAGUCGAGCAGACCAAGUUAUUAUGGCCAUACCAGAUGACGCUGCGUCUAAACUAUGGGGUGUUGACAAAGGCCCUACUAAUGUUACGAUACACACUGAAGAUGGCAGUGUCUUUAAUGUUUUUUUAAGCGCUUCUAAAGGGAAGAUAUUUUUUUUAAUGGUUGGUCCAAUGUUGUAAUACACUUGGGACUAACCAAAGGGUGUUUGGUAGUUUUUAAUCCACUAGAUCCUACAACUUUUAAAUUAACAAGUUUCAUUGAUGGGGUUAGUCGUGGCUCUUUCUGGACAUAUAUGCUAUCUCCGUCAUGUAAUUUUUAUGACAUCCCUCAAAGUACUUUGCCCAAAAGUUACGAUUAUUCCUCAAAUGACGUAACCUCUACUGUAAUGAUAGACAACAAAACAUUUAACGUUUCUAUUGUAACAUACGACGGUAAAGUCGGUUUUACCGUUGGUAUGGACGUAAUUGUUAGUCUGUUUCAGUUGGAGGUUGGUUGUUUAUUGUUAUUUACUAAAGGUUUUGGUCAUUUUUUCUAUUUAAAAGUUUUUUGAAAAAACGGUGUUGAAAUCAAUUAUCCUGAUGUAGAUGCUGAUGAGGCUGAAGUUCCACCCUUAGAUGCUGAAAACGAACCUGAUGAACACAUAGAUGGUUGUGUUACAACGUUUGUUCGUAUGGCUGGUGAAGAUUAUUUUAGAAUCCCUGAUCCUGUUUCACGCAAGGCUAGACUUGAUGAAGGCUUAAAGGAUUUGAACAUAAGAUUUUUGCAUAUGGAUCCUCCACUGCAAAUUACCAACGGUACAAGACGUGAAAAAAGAUCCAACGGUCGUGGUUAUCGAUACGCUUUAACCUGUUGGAAGAAGUUCAUGAAAGCCGCUCGGAUUAAGAGAUGGAACAGGCUGCUGUCACACUUUUGAAUAAUGUUGAUCUUAAUGUUGAUGAUUACACCAUCAGAAUCCGCAUUGUCAGGCUAUGGACAAGACCUACUUUCAAUAAUCCUAGAAAGAUUUAUUGCUACGACAUGAUAUUCAUGGACCAGGAGGGUACGAAAAUGCAGGCCUUUGUUUUACAGAAAAACACUACUGGUUAUGAACAUUUGCUGAAAGAAAAUCAAUGUUUAACCAUUCGUAACCCUUCGAUGGGUGAAAAUCGUCAAAAAGUCAAAUAUGUUCAUACUUCGUUCAAGAUCAAUCUAAAUCCCAACACUACUGUCCAAGAAUGCAAUGAGCCUGUUGGUGCUGAAUGGGGAUUUGACUUUUCUCCAUUUGAUUCUAUUGUGGAUGACCCUCUAGAUGAUAGCAAGUCUUUCAAAAGCCCUAUUGAUGUUAUCGGUUUUGUUGUCAAGUGUCUUCCGUCAGAUGAUAAGAGUGAUAAUAAUAACGGCAAAGACGAGAAGAAGACAACCUUUAUUUUGGAAGAUUUGCAACACCAUCAGAUUUACGUCACGUUAUGGGGUUGUUAUGCUGAUCAGAUUUUGGAUUUUGAGAAAAACAAUAAGGACGAAAAGAAUGUUGUGGUUGUUGUUCAGUUUGGGAAGUACAGAUUUUGGGGAGGUAAUAUGUAUGUCUCAAAUUUGUAUAAUGUAACUCGAGUCUUGAUAAACUCUGAGGUGAAAGAGAUAAUGGAUUUCAAGAAAAGAUUUAUCGAGAGACUUUCUCCCGAGAUUUCUUCCAGUUAUUCUGGCUUAAGUUCUCCUGUUGUGAAGACUGUCACUGAAGAGUUCCUAUCUGACUUGACGUUUUAUCCCAUUGGGUCGUUAAACUCAAUAGAUACGACGAGGUUUGUUGUCAUUGUUGGCACUAUCAAGAGUUUUGCAUCGAACAAUGAGUGGUUUUACAACGCCUGCACAACCUGCAACAAAAAGGUUUCAACAACUACUGUUGUUAAACAGAAGCAGGAUGGUACUGAUGGUGUUGAAGAGGUCACUGUCUUGGAAUGCAAGACUGAUGUUUGUAAUACAAAGAACGUUUCAUCAGUUCCAAGAAUUAGGCUUUAUAUACGUGUGCAAGAUUGUACUGGUAUUGUUAGCCUGACAUUGUUCGAGCGUGAGGUGACAAAGCUUUUGAAGGUUAAUGCUAAUCAACUUUUAGACAACAACAUUGAAUUAGCAAACGAAGGAAGUUUUCCAAAUGAGCUUAAUUCUUUACUCAAUAUGAAGUUUGCGUUCAAGAUUGCUGUUUCUUCUUUUAACAUUACCAAAAAGUCUGAUGGCUACUCAGUCUCCAAGAUGACUAAUAACCCUGUCGUUUUAUCGAGCUUGAUAAACAUUUUGACACUAUUCAGCCUAUUGAUGAAGAAGCCUUCAGUGUCGAACCAUCUGAUUCAAAUCGAUUCCAUAUCCCAAACGGGAGACGAUGUAACCCCUAGCUCGAAUGUUUUUAAAGUUGGCUUUACAACAUCGUUUGAUCAGAAGGAUGCUGACUUGGAUACGAACAGCGAACGUGACUUGAAGCGCAAUUUGGAUACCGUGUAUGACGUGGAUGCUGUUUCUUCCCAGUCUUCAUCAAAGAUGCGUAAAGACGGUGGUGUCGAUGAAGUUAUUCUGAUUCCAAAUAAAGAAGCUUAG